Molecule: messenger RNA, 1431 nt
Organism: Paraglomus occultum
Lineage: Eukaryota; Fungi; Glomeromycota; Glomeromycetes; Paraglomerales; Paraglomeraceae
Source: the annotation of a GenBank genome assembly
AUGAGUUCUGAUACCUCUUCGAUAGACGACAAUGCUAUCAUCCUUGUCAAAGAUACUACUAGUACCGUUCCGUCAAAGCACAGAUAUCAUACCUCUGAACAUGAAAUUAGAAAGAAGUUAAGAAUUUCUUCCAAUAAACAACUUAAUCGUAAAGACAUUUCGGAUAUCUGUAACAUAGAGGAAGUCGAAUAUUACUUUGAAAACGAUCUUCGUAAAGUGAAGCCGUAUUAUUACGAAUAUCGAACUUUUACAAAAAAACGGUGGAUCGGGAGGACCAUAUUAGAUGUAUUCACUACCGAGUUCAGAGACCGCUCACCGCAAUAUUAUGUACAUAAAGAACAUGAUGAUAUGGCACGAGCAAUAAAAAGAGGCUCCAUAACUGUCAACAAUCAGACGGUUUCAACAGACACGAUUUUAAGGAAUCAAGACUUUAUCACUCAUAAGAUCCAUAGACAUGAGCCACCUGUCACUGCAGAGAAGAUUAAGAUUAUUUGCAAAAACGACGAUCUUAUUGUCAUUAACAAACCAGGAAGCAUACCGAUUCAUCCCAGUGGGAGAUAUCUCUACAAUACCGUCCUGCACAUCUUACGCAAAGAACAUCAAUUAGAUUCUCUUCACACAAUUAAUAGAUUAGAUAGACUAACCUCGGGAAUAACGCUAAUCGCAAUAAACAAGCAGAAAGCUCGAGAAUUGGAAGAACAGAUACGCUCCCGAAAUGUCCGGAAAGAAUAUGUGUGCCGAGUAUUGGGCGAAUUUCCAACUGAAGAGAUUAUAUGCGACCAACCUAUCAAAUGCGUUUCUCAUAAACUGGGAUUAAAUUCGGUCAGUUCAGACGGAAAGCCUAGCACGACCGUUUUCAACAGAGUUCAUUACAAUGGACACACUUCCGUUGUCAGAUGCAAACCGAUAACGGGCCGUACUCACCAGAUACGCGUACAUCUCCAGUACCUUGGAUAUCCUAUUGCUAAUGAUCCACUGUAUAAUCAUCCAAGUGCAUGGGGUGCAUCUAAGGGCAAGGGAGGGUUUGAUCAGGAGACCACGGCGAGAGUAAUCGACUAUUUUAUGCGAGAAGGAUUGGGUGACGAAGAAAAGACCAUCGUAAUAAACUCGGAAACCGGCGAGGAGACGAAUUUAACAAACGACAAAGAAACUGUUAUAAGCGAGACCAACAAUGCUGGCGAACGGAAUGAAGAUGAGACGAGCGAUACCCCAGUAGGCGACGAAGGAACACAUUAUUUGAACGAAGAUUACUGUGAAGAAUGUGCAAACCAAAAGUUUGAUGAUCCAUUGCCACAUCAGCUCUGUAUUUGGCUACAUGCUUUGAAAUAUGAAGGUGACGGUUGGAAGUACGAGACUGAAUUGCCCGAAUGGGCCAAAACGGAUUUCGUGGGUGACAGAGAUAUUAGCGUAGACGGUGCUUCUAUUGGAUGA